AUGGAGAAACCUUUGCCGAGGAAGUUCAAGAUGCCUCAAAUAAAUCCUUAUUCAGGAAGGGACGACCCUUACGAUCACGUGCAAAACUAUGAAUCUUUAAUGAUGCUUCAUGGAUGGGACGACGAGAUAAUGUGCAGGGCAUUUCCUUUAACCCUAACUGGGCAUGCUCGAGCCUGGUUUAACGGCUUACCCAAGGCAUCUAUCUCUUCAUUCGGGCAGCUAAAAACAGAAUCUAUCAAAGCGUUUAUUAUUAAUAGUCAGAGAAAGAAAGAUGCGACAUAUCUGCUUAGCAUUCGACAAGGGAAUAAAGAGACCCUACGAUACUACGUGGACAGAUUUCGAAAUGCCACACUUGAGAUCUGGACACGACUAACCCCUUUACAAGAAUCAUUAUCCCUGGACCCUCCGAAAUCUCUGGCAAACCUGUUCGUUAGGGCUAACAGGUACAUACUCCAUACGGAGAUGAUGAGAACGGUAGGGGGAAGUGAAGACGGAGAGAGAAAGAGGAAAGAACGAGAUAUUGAAGAAGGAUCAAACCAGCGAAAAGAACGGAUCAGGAGGUCUGAUACAGUGGGGCCACAAUUCCAUCAUUACACUAGGCUCAAUCAACCCCGAUCAACUAUAUUGGUGGUAGUAGAGGGGUCUGGUCUCCUCCAGCUUCCGAAAAAGGCAGAUCGCCCUAUGGGGAGAAAUCAAGAAGAGUACUGCAGGUAUCACCGAACUCGGGGACACUCUACUGAUCAGUGUAGGGAGCUAAAAAAUCAGAUCGAAGCACUUAUUCGUGAGGGACACUUGCAAAGAUAUGUAAGGACUGAAGGAAGAAAUGACAGAGACCGUCAAAGGAGGGAAGAAAGACCCGAAGGUCAAGAUAGACGAAAUUUACGGCAAAAUGAAGGGAUAAGGGAUGACAGAAUGGUGGCCCCCCCUGACAAUGAGCCAACUCAUCAAGCCAUUCAUGUUAUCUCUGGGGGCGAGACUUUAGCUGGAAAUACUUCUUCUUCUCGAAAGGCCUAUGCCCGUCAGGCCUACCAAGUCAAUUCCGUGAUGGAGGUAAGAGAGGACGAGGAGCCAAUCAUGUUCACCCCUGCUGAUAGAGGUGAUAUAAUACUCCCACAUGACGAUCCAAUGGUAAUUUCUACAGUUAUCGCCAAACACCCCAUCAGUAGAAUUUUGGUGGAUAGCGGCAGCUCUGUUAAUCUAAUCGAUUGGAAUUGUUUCGAACAAAUGCACAUAUUCCAAGACCGAUUGAAAAAAGUGUCCUCUCCCCUGUACAGCUUCACUGGAAAAGUUGUCUCGAUGGCAGGAUCUGUUCAACUACCUGUCACAUUGGGCGCCGACCCUCAAAGUGUGACUCGAAAGGCCAAUUUCAUGGUGGUCAAAGCCCUUUCCGCAGCAUACAACAUGAUUUUAGGCCGACCGCUCCUCAAUGAUAUGAGGGCUGUAGUGUCCUCUUGUUACUUAUUAAUGAAAUUCCCCACGCUCUCAGGAGUAGGGCAAGUUCGUGGAGAUCAGAGGAAGGCAAGGGACAAGGAAUUGCCAAAGGACUACUACGGGCUGAAACGCCCAUAG
Messenger RNA from Diospyros lotus (date-plum), 1569 nucleotides. RefSeq lists its product as uncharacterized. The record is from RefSeq and is a predicted model, not a curated record. The transcript has 3 exons. NCBI's taxonomy places the organism in Eukaryota, Viridiplantae, Streptophyta, Magnoliopsida, Ericales, Ebenaceae. The coding region runs from base 1 to 1569 and encodes 522 amino acids.